ACUUCUCAACGGUCACACUGGUCGGAAAAGUGAAGAAAAGAAAAAACAAAACAGGCUGCGAAAAAAACAUUUCGAACGCAAAUUAAUUGCCGAGCUAGCAUUUAACAGCAGUGUCAGCGCAUUCCUUCCUCAAAUCCAGGCUCCCGACUGAGGAUAGAUACAAAUUAAGCCAUUAAAAAUCGUGUCAAGCGCUGCAAUAUGUCGUCCGAGGAGCUGGCGCCAAUCAACGAGCAGGACCUCAAGGAUCUGAAGGAGCGCAUGAAAUUGAUUGUCGACGCUGAUCCAAAGCAGUAUCAAAAUGAGUUUUCGCUACGCCGCUAUCUGCGCGCCUUCAAGACCACGGAUGACGCAUUCCAGGCCAUCCUAAAGACCAACAAAUGGCGCGAGUCUUAUGGCGUGGAUAAGCUGGUCGAUAUGGAUCGCAGCCACAUGGAGAAGAAGGCUCGAGUCCUGCGCCACCGCGACUGCAUCGGUCGUCCUGUCAUCUAUAUUCCGGCCAAGAAUCACAGCUCGGAGCGGGACAUAGACGAGCUGACCCGCUUCAUUGUGUACAACCUUGAGGAGGCCUGCAAGAAGUGCUUCGAGGAGGUGACCGAUCGCCUGUGCAUCGUCUUCGAUCUGGCCGAGUUCAGCACCAGCUGCAUGGACUACCAGCUGGUUCAGAAUCUCAUCUGGCUGCUGGGCAAGCACUUCCCAGAGCGUCUGGGCGUCUGCUUGAUUAUCAACUCGCCGACACUGUUCUCCACCGUUUGGCCGGCCAUUCGUGUCCUGUUGGACGAUAAUACCGCCAAGAAGGUCAAGUUUGUGGCUGAUGAGGUGGAGCUGUGCCAGUACCUUAUCCCAGACAUCCUGCCGACGGAUAUGUAAGGCAUGGACCAAGGAUCAGGCGUCACUUAGUCUUAGACAUAUCUUCAAAAAAAAAAAAGAAAACAAAUACGACCCGAAUCCAGUACCGAAGACACGCAGCUUCUGAGAGAGCUUCUAACCCCAGUACAGUACUCGUCAUAUGUGUAAAUCGAUGUGUUAAACAAGUUGAUUGUAAAAUGUAUUUUAUUGGACACAACACUAUUAGUACAAUGGCAAACUAUUUUAGAUAAAGGUUUUUCUUGUUUACGGCAA
This is a messenger RNA of Drosophila kikkawai, 1119 nucleotides long. RefSeq lists its product as uncharacterized. The record is from RefSeq and is a predicted model, not a curated record. NCBI's taxonomy places the organism in Eukaryota, Metazoa, Arthropoda, Insecta, Diptera, Drosophilidae.